UGACAGAAAAUUCAUCGAAAGUAGAUAUGUAUCAACAAAUUUUUUUAGUUUCGCUUUAGUUUUGUUUUACAACCAAAAGUUCAGACUUUCGUACCUUCAACACUAUUCACCUGAAAGUACCCAGUGCAGGAAAAAGAGACGAAGCAACACAAGAGGCCGCGGCACGCACGCAGACGAAAUGGCUGACAAUGCGGCAGCGCCCACUGCCGAUGUUGCGACUGCAACUGACGUUUAUACCGAUGAUAGUCCGCCGCCCGUAACUUCACUCAAGUCCGCUGAUGACCACACCACUCUUAUAUUGCCACCUGAUCCAGGAUCAGGGGACGCCCACGUCUCCACCCCCGCAGAUAAAGCAUCGACAAAUGCCACCACAUCCACAACCGUUUUGGUGGGCGGGGAGUCUCCUGAAUCGGAACGUUGCUGUUGGAUUUGCUUUGCCACCGACGAGGACAACCGUUUGGCUGCCUGGGUGAAGCCGUGCCAGUGCCGUGGGACUACCAAGUGGGUGCAUCAGAGCUGCCUAUAUCGCUGGAUCGAUGAGAAGACGCAGAAGGGAAAUGCGUUGCGCACCGUAUCCUGCCCGCAGUGUCAAACGGAAUACAUAAUUGUGUUCCCCCAAAUGGGAAAACUUGGUGGAGCCUUGGAAGCGAUGGACAAUAUGAUCAAACGUUUGAGUCCAUUCCUGGCCGCUGGUUUCUUUGUGGGUUCGCUAUAUUGGACAGCAGUUACCUACGGGGCGGUAACAUUCCUACAGAUUGUGGGCCAUGAGCAUGGCAUGUCCAUAAUGGAGGCAGGGGAUCCACUCGUUCUUCUGAUCGGGUUGCCAGCUAUUCCAGUUGGUCUGGUGCUUGGCCGUUUAAUUCGCUGGGAGGAUGCUCUGCUGCGUCUGAUUCGCAACCGCGGAACAGUGGUGCGCAAAUUCCCAUUUGUGAACCUCAUAUAUCCAAGCCUUACACAGGAGGAGCAGCCAAUAAACAGCAAUCCGGCCACACCUGCUCUGUCUGAUCCAGUUUCAGCAACGCGUGUUUUCUGCGGCGCCCUUCUGUUGCCCACCAUCUCGUCCAUUGUGGGCCGCAUUCUCUUCGACUCUGUGGACAAUACGUUGCAUCGCACGCUACUGGGAGGUCUUACCUUCAUAACGGUCAAGGGAAUCCUAAAAAUUUAUUUGAAACAGAAGCAAUAUGCGCGUCGAAAGAAGCGCCGCAUCGUGGACUACACGGAAGAAAAUAUUCGGAAUUUUAUGCAUCGCAACAGCAACAACCCUGCCGGCGGAGCACGUCAGCAACAGCAGCCACAGCAGCCUCCGGUGGCACAAGCAUCCCGGAUAGCAGCGGCAGCGGCCCGUGAAAGAGAGCGCCAGCAUGGAGACAUUGUGUAGAUGGGCGUCACAGUGGACCCAAUUGAUAAUGCUAACGUUUUUCUCUAGGUCUCGGCUCAUAACGUUGAUUGCUUAAUCUCUGGCACCUGCAGGAUCACGCUAUACACUAGAUGCGAGCCGCUAUGCGGUAUGCGGUUUGUAAGCAAAAUUAAUUGUAGAACCAGGAAAUUAAGUGUAUGUUGAAAUAUUUGGCCAACAUUUUUGUUUACAAUAAAAACAAAAAACCUCCCUCCCCCA
Messenger RNA from Drosophila obscura, 1615 nucleotides. Its product is annotated as E3 ubiquitin-protein ligase MARCHF5. The coding region runs from base 179 to 1378 and encodes 399 amino acids. Gene Ontology annotation, molecular function: zinc ion binding. The record is from RefSeq and is a predicted model, not a curated record. NCBI's taxonomy places the organism in Eukaryota, Metazoa, Arthropoda, Insecta, Diptera, Drosophilidae. The transcript has 4 exons.